AUGGGUACAGUCCUCAGCAUUGCCUCUUCACUUAUCAUCUCCACAAACCUGCUGGUGGCAGCUGCUUUACUGAAGCUACUCCUCAAGAAGUGCAGCCAGAGUUGGUGCUUUGUCUUCAACUUAGCACUAGCUGACAUUCUGGUUGGUGUAGCCAUCACUGGACUGGCCGUCGAAGACUUCAACAGUAAUGUCAGCUAUGGUCAUCGUCCCUUGAAUGCCACACCAUCCACUGCCCAGGCCAAGACCCGGUGCUUGAUGCGAAUGGCCUUUGUGAUAUCACCCUGCAUAGCAUCCAUUAUGUCCAUGUUUCUCAUCUCACUCGACCGCUAUGCUGCCAUCAAGAUACCCCUGCGGUACUCGCUGCUGUCUGGGAAGGGGACUGCAGCUGGGUCCUUGCUGGUUCUGUGGAUCACCUCCCUCACUAUGGGAUUCAUGCCAGUUAUGGUGCGGCAGCUGCAGACGGAGACAAGUUAUGAUGGUUUCUGUGCCUUCUUCUCUGUGAUUCACAAUUUGGGCAUCAUUAUUUUCUUCAGCAUUUUCUUUUUCCCGGUGCUCGCUAUCUUCAUCUACAUCUACCUGGACAUCCUGAAAAUCGCCAGCAGCCACCAGAAGCAGAUCUGCCGUGUUAGGCAAGCGAGUUCCUGGAAUGCAGACCACCACCACAAUCAACACCAGCAUCAUCCUCACCAUCCGCAUCGGAGUCACGUCAAAGCCCUGAGGACAGUGGCAGUGCUCGUGGGCUGCUUCUUAGCCCUUUGGUGCCCUUUCUUUGUGGUGUCUAUAGUGCACAUUCUGUGUAAAAGGUGUGCACUGAAAGUUGUCAUUGAAAAUCAUGUGUGGCUACUGGGACUUUCCAACUCACUAAUCAACCCUGUAGUGUAUGCCAUUUGGCAAAGGGAGGUGCGGCUGCAGUUAGCGGCCAUGUUUUCCUGUAUUACAGGUAGAUCACUGGCUGCCAGUGCAGCAGCUGUCACAGAAAGAAGUGACCCGCAGCCACAUGUGCAGACUCAAGCCUGUGCUUCUGGAGGAGAUACACAAAACCCUUCAUUGUUGCAGCCAAUCACCAAUAAUGAGGAUCAUGCAGCACCACAGUCUGCCACAACAAGUGUGUGA
Archocentrus centrarchus (flier cichlid) is the source of this 1113-nucleotide messenger RNA. RefSeq names its product G protein-coupled receptor 119 (gene gpr119). The record is from RefSeq and is a predicted model, not a curated record. Lineage: Eukaryota; Metazoa; Chordata; Actinopteri; Cichliformes; Cichlidae. The transcript is spliced from 2 exons. Gene Ontology annotation, cellular component: membrane. The coding region runs from base 1 to 1113 and encodes 370 amino acids. Gene Ontology annotation, molecular function: G protein-coupled receptor activity. Gene Ontology annotation, biological process: G protein-coupled receptor signaling pathway.